Molecule: messenger RNA, 1718 nt
Organism: Nicotiana attenuata
Lineage: Eukaryota; Viridiplantae; Streptophyta; Magnoliopsida; Solanales; Solanaceae
Product: beta-amyrin 28-oxidase-like
Exons: 3
Coding region: 105-1553 (482 amino acids)
Biological process (GO): sterol metabolic process
Molecular function (GO): monooxygenase activity; heme binding; oxidoreductase activity, acting on paired donors, with incorporation or reduction of molecular oxygen
Source: RefSeq, a predicted model, not a curated record
CUUAAGCUUUAACACAAAAACCAAACUCAAACAAAGUCACACCAAGAGCAUUUCCCAAUUUCUCUAAGUAACAAAAGAAUUGUAAUUUCAACAUACCAAAAGACAUGGAGUUGUUCUAUGUCUCUCUUCUUUGCCUCUUUAUUCUUUUAGUCUCCCUCUCCUUUCUCUUUCUCUUCAACAAUAAUAAGAAUAAAUCCACCUUCUCCGGCGGCCAACUUCCUCCGGGCAACUCCGGCUGGGCGGUGAUCGGAGAAAGCCUCGAGUUUCUCUCCACUGGUUGGAAAGGUCAUCCUGAAAAAUUUAUUUUUGAUAGAAUUUCUAAGUACUCUUCCAAUGUGUUUAAAACUCAUCUUUUAGGUGAAAAAACAGUUGUUUUUUGUGGUGCCUCUGGCAAUAAAUUCUUAUUUUCCAAUGAAAAUAAAUUAGUCCAACCAUGGUGGCCAAGUUCAGUAGACAAAAUAUUCCCAUCUUCAACACAAACUUCUUCAAAAGAAGAAGCUAUUAAAAUGAGAAAAAUGCUUCCUAAUUUCCUUAAACCCGAGGCAUUACAACGUUACAUUGGAAUCAUGGAUCAUAUCGCGCAACGCCAUUUUAAAUCAUGGGAAAAUCAAGAACAAGUUAUCGUUUUUCCAUUAGCAAAACUUUACACAUUUUGGUUAGCAUGUCGAUUAUUUAUAAGUGUGGAAGAUCCUAAUCAUGUCGCCAAACUUGCUGAUCCUUUCGAUGUUUUGGCUUCGGGUUUAAUUUCUAUUCCUAUAGAUUUGCCUGGUACGCCAUUUAAUCGUGCAAUUAAGGCCUCGAAUUUUAUUAGAAAGGAACUUGUGCAAAUUAUAAAGCAAAGGAAGAUUGAUUUGGCUGAGGGAAAAGUAUUGCCAAAUCAAGAUAUAUUGUCACAUAUGUUAUUGACAAGUGAUGAAAAUGGAAUGUUUAUGCAUGAAUUGGAUAUUGCUGAUAAAAUAUUAGGGUUGUUGAUUGGUGGACAUGACACUGCUAGUUCUGCUUGUGCUUUUAUUGUCAAGUAUCUUGCUGAGCUUCCUGAGAUCUAUGAAGGAGUUUACAAAGAACAAAUGGAGAUUGCAAAAUCAAAGGUUCAAGGAGAAUUAUUGAAUUGGGAAGACAUUCAAAAGAUGAGAUAUUCAUGGAAUGUGGCCUGUGAAGUUUUAAGACUUGCUCCACCCCUCCAAGGUGCUUUUAGGGAAGCCCUCGCUGACUUCACUUUCAACGGUUUCUCCAUUCCAAAAGGAUGGAAGAUAUACUGGAGUGCAAAUUCUACACACAGAAAUCCAGAAGUAUUUCCAGAACCUCUGAAAUUCGACCCUUCAAGAUUUGAAGGAAGAGGACCUGCACCAUACACAUUUGUACCCUUUGGAGGUGGACCUAGGAUGUGCCCUGGAAAAGAGUAUGCUCGUUUAGAAAUACUUGUUUUUAUGCACCAUCUUGUUAAGAGGUUUAAGUGGGAAAAAAUCAUUCCCGACGAGAAGAUCGUCGUCAAUCCGAUGCCGAUUCCGGCGAAGGGACUUCCGGUCAAGCUCUAUCCUCACAACAAGGCAUGAUAAACAAGAUUGCCAGAAUAUAACUUUGCUUUUAUACAUAGUUGUUUCUCCUUAUGUUUAUUGGUUUUGUCACUUGUUUACAUACUUCUAAAUAUGUGUCUCAUAUAUAUUUAAUGUUGUAUUCCAUGAAUUGCAUAAUAAGAAGGUUAUGAAAUCAUUUCUCUA